AUGUCCACUGUAUCAUCAUCACCACUAUCUUCAUCGGCUACAUCACCUAUAAACCAACAACAAAUAUCUUCAAAUAUUACAAAUGACGCAGGAGACUUUAGUCAAAAUCAACCACCACCUCCACCAUUAGAUAAAGAAGCAUUACAACAUAUUUAUUCAUUGGUUAAAGAUUUAACUAUUCCAGAAAAGAGAGAGAAUGCACUUGUAGAUUUAAGUAAAAAAAGGGAGACAGUACCAGAUUUAGCACCAAUUUUAUUAAAUUCAUUUGGAACAAUAGCAGCAUUAUUACAAGAGAUUGUUUCAAUUUAUCCUUUACUCUCACCUCCAAAAUUAAAAGCAUUACCUUCAAAUCGUGUCUGUAACGCAUUAGCAUUACUUCAAUGUGUUGCUUCUCAUCCUGAUACAAGAACUUAUUUUUUACAUUCACAUAUUCCAUUAUUUUUAUAUCCAUUUUUAAAUACAUCAAGUAAGAAUAGACCUUUUGAAUAUUUAAGAUUAACAAGUUUAGGUGUAAUUGGUGCAUUGGUUAAAGUCGAUGAUAGUACAGUAAUCGAUUUUUUAUUAUCUACAGAGAUUAUGACACUAUGUGUAAGAAUCAUGGAAACUGGUUCAGAGUUAUCUAAAACAGUUGCAACAUUUAUCGUACAAAAGAUAUUAUUGGAUGAUAUGGGUUUAAAUUAUAUUUGCGUUUCAAAUGAAAGAAUUAUGGCUUUCUUAUCGGUUUUGGCAAAUAUGAUUCAACAAUUAAUUGAUCAAUCUUCACCAAGAUUAUUAAAACAUGUCAUUAGAUGUUAUUUAAGAUUAACUGAUAAUCCAAAAUCAAAAGAAUCAUUAAGACAAUUUUUACCAGAAUCAUUAAAGAAUGGUACAUUUAAUUCACAUUUAAAGGAUGAAAAAGAUUUUACAACAAAAAGAUGGUUAUCUCAAUUAUUAUUUUUGUUGGGUGAUCCUUCACAAGCAAAUGCUUUUAAUCCAAAUUUAAAUCCAUCAAUUAAUACUCCACCAAAUUUAUCUGCUCCACUAAGUAAUAUCAGUGCUGCAAUCAAUCAAUCUCUUAGUAGAAAUUUAAAUAUGCAUAAUUGA
Messenger RNA from Dictyostelium discoideum AX4, 1083 nucleotides. RefSeq names its product cell differentiation family, Rcd1-like protein. The transcript has 4 exons. The record is from RefSeq and is a predicted model, not a curated record. Gene Ontology annotation, biological process: mRNA catabolic process. Lineage: Eukaryota; Evosea; Eumycetozoa; Dictyosteliales; Dictyosteliaceae. The coding region runs from base 1 to 1083 and encodes 360 amino acids. Gene Ontology annotation, cellular component: CCR4-NOT complex.